GUCAUUCGCACCGAAUUGCUUUUCAACAGUCGCGUCUUGUCGAAACAUUACGCGCUCCUCCCCCUCGGCGCAUGUGGUCAAGUCGGAAGAUCUUACUCUGAACAUGGCGCUCUCGCAGCGCCCGGCUUCGCGCUUUUUCGCAGCCUUCUACAGAUGGAAUCAACAUACCCAACGGCCAAGAUCAUGCGCUAUUGCCUCUCAAUACCCUCGUCGCGAUACACAUCCCCGCAACGGCAUCUGUACCCCACGCUACUAUAAUACGACCCGUCUGCUGCAACAACAAAGUCACUCCCCGUCGCAAUCGCAUGACGAAGAAGCAAUAGGAACUGGCGAGGAGAAUCCAAAUAUAUCAGGAAGGGGAGGGGCACGGAUAUUCCGACCGGCAGCAAGUAUAUCAGAGGAGAUAGCAAACACGCAGGAACCCGUGGAAGAGCAGGAUGCCUCCUUUGAGCUCUCUGAGGCGGAGCUGGGGGAAGAGCAACUCAAGAAUUCGGUGCGCAGAGUGAUGCGUAACGUUCCGAGUUCGGUCGCAGUCCUCACGGUCGAGAGCAUCGACCCUGAUACUCAGGAACACGUUCCCAUGGGCGUCGCCGUUUCUUCACUUAGUACGGUUACCCUCGAUCCGCCUACGAUUUCCUUCAACAUCAAACAACCGUCCCAGACCCUGGAUGCUAUUCGGGCAUCCAAUGGCCUUUUUCGCGUUCAUUACCCCUCCGCUGACAGAGGCGGUGCGAAAGUGGUCGAUCUAUUUUGUCGAGGGAACCAUCCGGAUGCCUACAGCCUGCGAUCAAAGGAGCUUAGACUCUAUCAGCCUAAGCUCGAUAAGCCCAGACAUCAUUAUGAUCCUAGUAAUAUGCCUUCUCUUGCGCCGCAGGUAUUGGGAGAACAGGUGUUGGCUGCGAUGGAAUGCAAGGUCACCCAUGAAUUUCCCAUCGCAGAUCAUGUCAUCCUUGUCGCCAGAAUCAACAGCAUAGAGCAAAGAGCUUCCAAGGAUUCAACCAUCAUGUAUAUCAAUGGUGGAUACCGUAAACCUGCGGGCGAAAAACUCUACACUCCUACAAGAUCCACACAAUCCGCAGCUGGUGAAAGUGUUUUCUCAGUAUGGGACUAUCAAUUAUUUCCCGGAGAGAGAGAAAGACAGGACUACAUGGGGAAAAUCAAGACCCUCAUCAAAGACACCCCUGCCUAUUACGAAAAGCCAUCUGGCGAGACCUAUAGGAACAUCGAAUCGAGUUUACCGUAUGCUACUGGAAAUUUCGGAAUUGAUCUAGAGGUUCUUGUCGCAGAGUGCCGAAAAGAAAUGGGCCUCCCUGCGCGAUUGCGUGCCGAAGCGGAAGGCCGACAAGUCUUGAGUGACUUCUACGGGCCGUUAACACCGGCAAUGAGGACACAGAUUGUUGAUCGAGCGAAAAGGCUCGUCGCGUUGGAUGCGCGCUUUCUGUCUCAACAUUACCGCACUCUCCUGUACAGCCUGGGCGUGAACCCUAGUAGCAAAGAUCUCCUACCAAGCGACAUCAUGGAGCCUCUGCGAGCAGCAAACCUAGCACCGCCUUUCGAUCCCCGCCGAGGACUUGUAAACAGCGGUACCGAAAACAUCAUAAAAGUUGAACAGCUUGAGUUUCACCUGCGAGGUUACCUUCGGAAAAUGAAAUACGAGGCUGCGUUGAAAACUCCCCUAGACGCAGCCAUGGAAGCCAUCGGCGAACGCAAAUUAGCGGCUGUACAUUUCAAAAAAGCACGGGCGCGAUUACUUACCCAGACUCAUCCUAAACUGUUCGAUGCUUCAGCCAUGGACGUCGCUGGCGAGGUGACUCAAGAAGAAGCUCGUGUAGUUCUGUGCCGCUUUAUCAAUGCCCUGCAAGUUGAUUCUGAGGUGGGACUUCGAAAGCACAUCUUCCAAGACUGGCGUGAGCUGUUGCGUCGAGUCGGCGUAAACCCUACCAUCACAGGAAUGGAUGUGGACUUUCUGAUGGGCAAGAUCCAGCAUUUGUACUAUUCUAACAAAUCGUUCCGUGGUUUUGUUGGCGCUGUUGAAGAGAUGUUGCGACCUUGGUUUGUUCGGAAAGUUAGCUGGGAAGACCUUGAGGAGCGCAUCAGAAGAUUUGUUCAGGAAACCCCACUGCGCGCUACAGGAUGGUCGGGCAAAGACAGACUUGCCGCUAUGGGCCUGCAUUGGGAUGCCACAGUUGCGCUACCAAGCAACAACCCUUCUAAGCAGGUGGGUGAGAAACCGUUGAACCGAGGCGUUAUUCUAGACACGCUCGUAGCAAAGGAGCUGAAGGGUUACUACGGCAAUGGCACCGAGGAAGAGAACCAAGCUAUCGCCAGGUACUUGAAAGAGACGUACAGCUUUGACAUCACACACAGACCGAUACAGUACGAACCCGCAGCGCCUACAUAUCAAUCCUCGAGUGAUGAGAUGCAACAAGCUAUGAACGCAGCCCAGGCUACUGCUCAAGAAGAGGCACAGUUUGAGCAGAUCUUCUAUACACCAGACGGCGCAAGUCCUUCUUGCAGGGAAGGCGGGUCGCCAAAAGUUCGGCAGAUAAAAGCAGACCGGUCGUUGAAGAUCACACGACCUGAUUCAGAACCCCGUAACAAGCUUGAAAGUAAACGCAAGCAGGGUAAGGGUGGCCAAGGAUCGGCCGAGGGACGUUGGGGCACUCACUCUUUUAUCGAAGGAAGGAAUGAGUAGUAUGCUAUUGUAUGUGCGGUAUGUACAUCAUGCCCAAUGUACGUAAUAUGAAUGAGGAGACUACAUGAUUUGGGCGGAAACUUAUUCUAUUGC
Molecule: messenger RNA, 2788 nt
Organism: Alternaria rosae
Lineage: Eukaryota; Fungi; Ascomycota; Dothideomycetes; Pleosporales; Pleosporaceae
Product: flavin reductase like domain-containing protein
Exons: 2
Coding region: 104-2695 (863 amino acids)
Molecular function (GO): FMN binding; riboflavin reductase (NADPH) activity
Source: RefSeq, a predicted model, not a curated record